AUGAUCUUCGAGCGUGUACUGAGUGCCGUCGAUCUUGCAGAAGCGGAAGAGCAAGGUAUGGCUUCUACACACGGAAAAUCUGCUCUAACGGCCCAUACUAAGAAGAAAUCAGUGCUCUGGCUCUUUGCCAUGCUCAUACUAAAUCUGGAUGCAACAGAGCUACGAUGUGCGAAAUUAAUAUCAUUGAUUAAGAGUCUUGAUCCAAAUAUUGAUAUUCAUGCGGCCCUGGAUUCAAUGACACGGAAUGGUGUGGACGAGCCCACUACAUCUCUGGAAAGACCCGAGGCUUUAGAGUCCGAUCCUGAGAGUGACCCUUCAUUGGAUCGCUUUGAAUGGAGUGAAGCAUCGACGAUGUCUCCAUCGCGUUUACAGAAAGAUGCGCCAGAUGGGAUGGCUGUGCUUCCAAACAAGCGAGCAGAAUCAGGAUACCUUGGUAACACCUCGGGUUCGACAAUGCUCAACGCGAUUUCAGGCCUUCUUCCGGAGACUACCACCUCGGGCUCGAGGGAUCAAGCACAAGACUCUCCGGCUAACAGUAACCAAACUGCUAGCCCCUCACAACUUGUGAACCUUGCGGACGCUACGACCCUAGAAGGUCUUGUUGAUGCAUAUUUUGGAUGGUAUAACACUUCAUAUCCUAUCCUACACGAGAAGAUCUUCCGGGAGAAAUUCCAGAAUCGCCAUCAAGUCCAUCGACGGUCAAGCUGGCACAUUGUAUUCCAUCUAGUCUUUGCAAUCGGUCACUGGAUUCUCGGGGAAGAGUCGGAAGCUGAGCAGUCCAGGUUCUACAUGGCUGCGCGCUCGUGCAUGUCGAUGCGCAUGCUAGAGUCUGGAACUCUUCUCACCGUCCAGGCCUGCCUUCUAAUGGGCAACUACCUCCAAAAACGAGAUCGACCUAAUACCGGCUACAACUUUAUUGGGAUUGCGCACCGAAUGGCACUUGGGCUGGGUCUUCAUCGAGAGCUUCCCACGGCAGCGACGGAAGAUACACUCUCUAAUGAGCGGCGAAGAGUCGUGUGGUGGACAGUCUAUUGCUUUGACUCGGGCUUUAGCAUCACAACCGGAAGGCCCAUCAUGGUCUCUGACUCGUUCAUCGAGACUCAUCUUCCACGAAAUAUUGAUGAUUCGGCUUGUACAUUGCAAUCUAUCUUGCCACCGGUAACAAAUUAUCCCACCAUCUAUUCGGCAAUUAUUGCACAGUCACGUUUAACAUCAAUCGCAAACGCUGUGUUUGCGGAGCUCAUAUCUUCGACAAACAAGACCUCAUGGGACCUGAGGAUCUCUCGUUCGAUUAAUCAUCAGUUCAAUGCUUGGAAGCUCUCAUUGCCUUCUUACUUUACUGCCCAUGCGGUUCCCGAAUGGUUUCGUGGUCCCCGUGCCAUAAUUAUUUGGAAGGAGCAGAACCUUCGCAUGAUGCUUUGGUGGGGAAGUCAGAAACUGUGCAAUCUGCCUUCUGAUCACGAAGAAGCUCAGAACAUCUGCCAUCUCACGGCAGUUGAAACGAUACAGGAAAUCACCAAAUUCCUUCAGGAUAAUCUCGACAUAGUUCACGCCGGCCUUAGUUGGUAUGCAACCUACUUCCUCUUCCAAGCAGCAGUUGUCCUCAGCAUCCAUCACCUUCGAUCACUUCAAUCCAUCGAGUCGGGGUUGGAAGAUAGAAACCAAGACCUUUGGCUUUCAUCUGUUUCCAGAGCCCGUGACUGUUUGGCAUCAUUGAGCCAAAAAGAUAAAGCUGCAAUGCGGUGCCUGGCUGUUCUCCACAGGCUACGCGAUCAAAUUCAGCAACAAGGGCACCCCUCAGGUAUAUCUGACGGUACUCGAUCUAAUUACCAAGUCGAUCUCAUACAAGAAGAUGCCGGGAUGCCAUCAGCGUCACUUGCUGUAGAUCCUACACUUCAAAUGUUCUUUGAAGAUCCAUCAUGGGGCAACGAUUUAUUUCACGGUUUGAGAGGAUUUCCGGGCACAGACGAAAUUGGAGCGUUUGAUUAUCUCCCAUCAAACACAUAG
This is a messenger RNA of Penicillium cataractarum, 2007 nucleotides long. RefSeq names its product fungal specific transcription factor domain-containing protein. Gene Ontology annotation, cellular component: nucleus. The transcript is spliced from 7 exons. The record is from RefSeq and is a predicted model, not a curated record. Gene Ontology annotation, biological process: DNA-templated transcription; positive regulation of transcription from RNA polymerase II promoter by galactose. Lineage: Eukaryota; Fungi; Ascomycota; Eurotiomycetes; Eurotiales; Aspergillaceae. Gene Ontology annotation, molecular function: DNA-binding transcription factor activity, RNA polymerase II-specific; zinc ion binding; RNA polymerase II cis-regulatory region sequence-specific DNA binding. The coding region runs from base 1 to 2007 and encodes 668 amino acids.